GUUACCACACGAGGGGGCGGGUGUUCCGAUGAGAGCCGCUGAGUUUUCCGGUAGGAGCCGCAGCUCGAAGGGAGGAGGGCGAGUGUUGGCGACAUGAUCAAGAAGUUUGACAAAAAAGAUGAGGAAUCUGGUAGUGGCUCCAAUCCUUUCCAGAACUUGGAGAAGAGUGCUGUGCUUCAGGAGGCUCGUAUCUUUAAUGAGACUCCUAUAAAUCCACGAAGAUGCCUGCACAUACUUACCAAGAUCCUUUACUUGCUGAACCAGGGUGAACAUUUUGGAACCACUGAAGCUACGGAAGCCUUUUUCGCAAUGACCAGAUUGUUUCAGUCUAAUGAUCAAACCCUUAGAAGAAUGUGUUACCUUACUAUCAAAGAGAUGGCCAAUAUUUCUGAGGAUGUCAUCAUUGUCACAAGCAGCUUGACCAAAGACAUGACAGGGAAGGAAGAUGUGUAUCGAGGCCCAGCCAUCAGAGCACUCUGCAGGAUCACAGAUGGUACAAUGUUACAAGCCAUUGAGAGGUACAUGAAGCAAGCCAUUGUGGACAAAGUCCCCAGCGUGUCUAGUUCUGCACUAGUGUCUUCCUUACAUAUGAUGAAGAUCAGUUACGAUGUAGUCAAACGGUGGGUGAACGAGGCUCAGGAGGCAGCUUCCAGUGACAAUAUCAUGGUACAGUACCAUGCCUUGGGGCUGCUCUACCACCUUAGGAAAAAUGACCGUCUCGCAGUUUCCAAGAUGCUGAAUAAGUUCACAAAGUCUGGCCUGAAAUCCCAGUUUGCAUACUGCAUGCUGAUCCGAAUCGCAAGCAAACUCUUGAAGGAAUCUGAAGAAGGGCAUGAAAGUCCACUCUUUGACUUCAUUGAGAGCUGUCUGCGGAAUAAGCACGAAAUGGUUAUUUAUGAAGCUGCUUCUGCAAUCAUCCAUUUGCCAAACUGCACAGCAAGGGAGCUGGCACCUGCUGUUUCAGUGCUCCAGCUUUUCUGUAGUUCUCCCAAACCUGUCUUGAGAUAUGCAGCUGUACGGACCCUUAAUAAGGUGGCCAUGAAACAUCCAUCCGCAGUCACUGCCUGUAAUCUAGACCUGGAGAACCUUGUGACAGACUCCAACCGCAGCAUAGCCACCCUGGCCAUCACCACAUUGCUGAAAACUGGGAGCGAGAGCAGCGUGGACAGGCUCAUGAAACAGAUCUCUUCCUUCGUGUCAGAAAUAUCAGAUGAGUUUAAGGUAGUGGUAGUGCAGGCUAUCAGUGCUUUGUGCCAGAAAUACCCUCGGAAACACAGCGUCAUGAUGACUUUCCUCUCCAACAUGCUCAGGGACGAUGGAGGCUUUGAGUACAAGCGAGCCAUUGUGGACUGCAUCAUCAGCAUCAUUGAGGAAAACUCAGAGAGCAAAGAAACAGGCUUGUCUCACCUCUGUGAAUUCAUUGAGGACUGCGAGCACACUGUCCUCGCCACAAAGAUCCUACACCUGCUGGGAAAAGAGGGGCCCAGGACUCCAUCUCCAUCCAAAUACAUUCGUUUCAUAUUCAACAGGGUGGUGCUGGAGAAUGAGGCUGUGAGGGCUGCUGCUGUAAGUGCAUUAGCAAAGUUUGGUGCCCAGAAUGAGAAUCUUCUCCCAAGCAUCUUGGUGCUUCUGCAGAGGUGAGUGUAUGAUGAUGAAGUUCGGGACAGAGCAACGUUCUACUUGAAUGUUCUUCAGCAAAGGCAGAUAGCCCUGAAUGCUGCUUAUAUUUUUAAUGGGCUGACUGUCUCUGUUCCUGGAAUGGAGAAAGCCCUGCACCAAUAUACACUGGAGCCUUCUGACAAACCUUUUGAUAUGAAAACAGUUCCUCUGGCCACUGCGCCCAUCUUUGAACAGAAAGCAGAGAUUUCCCUAGUGACCAGCAAACCUGAAAAAGUUGCCCCUUCACGUCAGGAUAUAUUCCAAGAGCAACUGGCAGCCAUUCCAGAGUUCAAGAGCUUGGGGCCAUUAUUCAAGUCUUCAGAGCCAGUGCAGCUCACAGAAGCAGAAACAGAGUAUUUUGUUCGUUGUAUCAAACAUGUGUUCACCAAUCACAUUGUUUUCCAGUUCGAUUGCACAAACACGUUAAAUGAUCAACUGUUAGAGAGAGUCACUGUGCAGAUGGAGCCAUCGGAUGCUUAUGAUGUGAUCUGCUGCAUCCCAGCACCCAGCCUGGCUUAUAACCAGCCAGGCAUGUGUUACACCCUCGUCCAGAUGCCCCAGGAUGACCCCACUGCAGUUGCUUGUACUUUCAGUUGCACAAUGAAGUUCACUGUCCGGGACUGUGACCCAAACACUGGAGUCCCAGAUGAAGAUGGCUAUGAUGAUGAGUACGUGCUGGAAGAUUUGGAGGUGACAGUGUCUGACCAUAUCCAGAAGGUUUUGAAACCCAACUUUGCAGCUGCGUGGGAAGAAGUGGGAGAUGACUUCGAGAAAGAAGAAACCUUUGCACUGGGUUCAAUUAAAACCCUUGACGAAGCUGUCAAUAACAUCAUCAAGUUCUUGGGCAUGCAGCCCUGCGAGCGAUCAGAUAAAGUGCCAGAGAACAAAAAUUCUCACACGCUCUACUUAGCUGGUGUGUACAGAGGUGGUUGUGAUGUGCUGGUAAGGUCCAGGCUUGCGCUGGGAGAUGGCGUGACCAUGCAGGUGACAGUCAGAAGCAAGGAAGAAAUGCCUGUAGAUGUCAUCCUGGCUUCUGUAGGCUGAGUGUUACAGUGCCUCAGCUACAGUGGAAACUUUGCAAACAUCAGCUGGGUGUUAACCAGAUCCAAGCAGUCUGUCUGUCCUUCUGCAUGUUGGUUUUUACUCCUCAAUUUGGUAAACAUUUUGUAUGAUGUUACAGUAGUGGCUGGAACUGAGCCUUUCCCUUGUCCUUCCCCUCACCAUCACUCUCUCAUUCCUCUCUAACUUAUUGUCUCUGGCCACUGGCAAGUAGAGCAGGGAAAAUAAAAGAUGUAGGUGGUAAGAGAAAUGGAACUGGAUUUUUGUCAAAACCAAUUUUUAUUAACAGAAAAUAAACACUGGUUCAAGUGGAAUUCCUAUGAAUGACAGUCAAUAAAAUAGAAAACUCUUCUUCUAA
Molecule: messenger RNA, 3076 nt
Organism: Coturnix japonica (Japanese quail)
Lineage: Eukaryota; Metazoa; Chordata; Aves; Galliformes; Phasianidae
Source: RefSeq, a predicted model, not a curated record